AUGCAUGACCUUUUCUCAACUAAGGGCAUUAAUCAUCAAACUACUUAUGUUGAAACUCCUGAGCAGAAUGGUGUGAUGCUUACACUUGUCCUACAGAAUGAUACCCCACAUGAACGUCUUCAUGGAUCUCCUUAUGACCUCUCGAUGUUGUAUAUUUUUGGCUGUCUCUACUAUGCCAACACUACUACUGCUCAUAGAAAGAAGUUUGAUGAUCAUGUUGUCCCUGGCAUUUUCUUAGGAUUUAAGCAACACACGAAAGGUUAUCUCUUUUUAAAUCUCAAAAACCAUAAGGUUGAUAUAUCCCGUAAUGUUGUUUUCCAUGAAAAUGUUUUCCUAUAUCAAAAUAUUCAUCAAAACGACAACUCCUUAUAUCUACCUUUGCCCAUUAAUUACACCCAUAAUUAUGAUGAUAUUUUACUGUUCAGAUCUACUACUGCUUCCACAAAUGACAUUCCUAAUAACACAUCCACAGAUAUCACUCAAAUUGAUGAUAUUGGUAAUGAUACCUCUACUAGUGUAAGACGAUCUUCUAGAUCACGCAAGUUCCCAGCAUAUUUAAAAGAUUUUAAAACUAACAGCAUUGUUCGUUAUCCCGUAAAGAAUUAUCUUAGUUAUGUUCAUCUUUCUACUAAUUUCAAGCAUACUAUUUUAUCUAUUUAUCCUAAUGUUGAACCAACAUGUUACUCCGUUGCUUCCAAACAAACCCAAUGGGUCACUACCAUGCGUGCCGAGCUUGAUGCCCUACAGGCUAAUAACACUUGGGUGCUAACGACUCUACCUCCUAACAAAACAGCUAUUGCUUGUCGUUGGAAUCUUGGAGAUUUAACUUACUUCCUCGGCCUUGAGGACGCACGAAACUCCAAAGGAAUUCACCUCAAUCAACGUAACCAUGUUCUGGAUCUCCUUGCUGAAACAAGCAUGUUUGACAGCUCACCUAUCCCUACUCCCAUUGUACCCAAACAAUCUUCUACCAAUACCUAUCGGUCUUUGGAUGAUGUUGUCGCUACUUCUUAUCGUCGUCACAUUGGAAAACUGAUCUACCUUACCACUGCCCGUCCGGACAUUACCUUUGUUGUCAACAGCCUCAGUUAG
Molecule: messenger RNA, 1092 nt
Organism: Vigna radiata var. radiata (mung bean)
Lineage: Eukaryota; Viridiplantae; Streptophyta; Magnoliopsida; Fabales; Fabaceae
Exons: 3
Coding region: 1-1092 (363 amino acids)
Source: RefSeq, a predicted model, not a curated record